UGCCUGCUGCUCCCGCGUGGAGAGCGAGCGGGCGGCCGGGGCGGAGCCGGCGCCACUGCGACCAUGAGGCUGCCCAACAUCCUGCUUACGGGUACACCAGGGGUUGGAAAGACCACACUCGGUAAAGAACUUGCAUCAAGAACAGGACUGAAAUACGUUAAUGUGGGUGAUUUAGCACAAGAAGGACAGUUAUAUGAUGGAUUUGAUGAAGAAUAUGUAUGUCCCAUUUUGGAUGAAGACAGAGUAGUUGAUGAGUUAGAAAAUAAAAUGAAAGAAGGUGGAGUUAUCGUUGAUUACCAUGGCUGUGACUUCUUCCCCGAACGAUGGUUUCAUAUAGUUUUUGUACUUCAAACAGAUAAUUCUGUAUUAUAUACAAGACUUGAAAAGAGGGGAUACAGUAUAAAGAAACUACAGGACAAUGUUCAGUGUGAAAUUUUCCAAAUUCUUUAUGAAGAAGCCAUGGCCUCCUACAAGCCUGAAAUAGUACACCGGCUGCCCAGCAAUGUACCAGAAGAACUAGAGAGUAAUUUAGAUCAGAUAAUUAAAUGGAUUGAGGAGUGGAUAAAAGAUAAUAAUUGAACCUUGAGGGGAAAGCAUGGAUUCUCGAGGCUUUCCACAUAAUGGUUACAGAUUUUCUUGAUGAUCUCUCCCUCCCUAUACAAUAGAAAUUAAGACAACAUACACCGGAUUUUACUAUCCAAGAUUGUGUUGUGGAAGUAACAGGUGGGCAAAAUAUAAGGUUGAGUUAUGGCUGAAUUAAUUUUUUUUUUUCUCCAUGAGAAAACUGAAAACCCUGAAAUAAAUGAAUAUGGCAUUAAGGACUUUUUAAGUUUAGGAAA
This is a messenger RNA of Monodelphis domestica (gray short-tailed opossum), 839 nucleotides long. RefSeq names its product adenylate kinase isoenzyme 6. Gene Ontology annotation, cellular component: nucleus; cytoplasm. Lineage: Eukaryota; Metazoa; Chordata; Mammalia; Didelphimorphia; Didelphidae. Gene Ontology annotation, molecular function: AMP kinase activity; ATP binding; ATP hydrolysis activity. The record is from RefSeq and is a predicted model, not a curated record.